Lymnaea stagnalis (great pond snail) is the source of this 26882-nucleotide messenger RNA. The record is from the annotation of a GenBank genome assembly. NCBI's taxonomy places the organism in Eukaryota, Metazoa, Mollusca, Gastropoda, Lymnaeidae.
ACAUUAAUACGUACACAGCUGUUCAAAAUGUUGUUUUUUUUUUUUACAUUCACUGCGCACACCCACACUGCGCAGAGUGAGAUAACAACCAGAUAGCUUGGUAUAAAUACACCUACACACACGUUGGUCAGUUGGGUCAGUAAGACAAAGAUGGAGACUUUUUUGCCAAGUUCAGUAGUGUUGCUGCUGUUGUUUGCUUCUGGAGGUAGGUGGUUGCAAUACUAUGCUUCGAAUCUUUUGUUUAACAAUCACAACGAGAGCAACAAAAUAUCACGGUAAAAUACCUUUGAUUACGGUUGCCCGGGAGACGGGACACGCUCAUGACGUUUGUGUCGAUUAAAACUAUUGUUCCACGGAAGAUUGAGAUUUGAAUUUUUAAAAUCGUGUGUAAAUUAUGUUUAAGUAAAUUUAGUUAAAUUUUGAUUUUUAACAUUAAGGGAAACUAUACUAAUAGAAUGAACGUUUCUACUACAUGCGGAUAACACAAGACUUUCUAAUUGGAGUGAAUCGCCAGCGCCCUGGGCAAGAUAAGAAUAAACAAAGGUGUUGGAAGGGGGUCGCAUGGUUGGGGGGACGAUCCGUCCCGUGCAGUGUAGAUUAGUACUCACUGUAGUCAAAAGAUUUGAAUUGGAUGUAGAUGAAACUUUAAUAUGUUUCAUUUUUAUUAAUUUUUGAAACAUUUUUUUUCAGCUCAAACUUUCUUUGCGUAAUGCAUUUUAAGAAAUUUUAAAUAAUCUCCUACUUUAAAAAAAAAAAUGCGUUUUAACUCGUCUUUUAUAGAAAGUCUGAAUAUUUAUUUUUAAAAAAAUAUUUUGUUUUUUGCUACAUGGUUGUAUUAAAAUUGUAAUAAUUAAAUUACAAAAAAAAACAGUAACAUUUUGUUUAAAUUCUCCAAGUCAUUCAGCUCUCAUAUGAGUCUGCCUAGAUACGUAUUAACGUUGUUCACUGAACGAAGCCGACGUAAUGUUGACUCAACUUACAUUUGGUUAGCGAGACCAUCAACUGAGCUAAAAAUAGCCCGUAUUAAACCCCAAAAACAUAAAUAAGACAAACUACCAAAGAAUAUUAAAAUGCGAGGAGAGAGAGAGAGAGAGAGAGAGAGAGAGAGAGAGAGAGAGAGUUUAAAAACACACUAGUACGUUACAAACCGGAAGAACUGUUUUGUUUGCAAGAGCACACUAUUUUUAAAUCAUUCAUAUUAACUUUGCUCUAUUUGAGUGUUCCUUCUUUCAAACUCGGAGUGUGGUAAUAUUCUUGGAAGACUAAAUUAACCACCUUCCGACAAUCUAUCGAGCUGAAACUUGCCACAUAGCAACGUGCCCGAUGACAACACAUUCUAAGAAAUUUCUAUCCCCACCUUCAACCCCAUCAUCCACAAAAUCGGGUUUAUCCUACCUAAACAGGGCAAGAUAAAGGAAAUAUGAUUUGUUCAACGAUUCUGUGCUUUGGUGUGGAAAUUAAUUGUGCAGCUUUGCAUUUGCGACGUAUUUGGAAAAACGAUAAGAUUUAAAUGUAUUUUUGAAGGGUAAAAUGAAGUAAAUAUGAAGCGUUUUUUCACCAGAAGUUAACCUAUUUUCAUAACCGUUCUUUAAUAAAUGAUAAAUGACAUACAGUUAAAUAAAUUAUGCAACAAUAUUUUAAAGGAUUUAUACGCAAAACCUGUGAGUUAGGUAUUAUUUUGUUCAGUAUUAUUUUGUUCAGUAUUAUUUUGUUCAGGAUUAUUUUGUUCAGUAUUAUUUUGUUCAGUAUUAUUUUGUUCAGUAUUAUUUUGUUCAGCAUUAUUUUGUUCAGUAUUAUUUUGUUCAGGAUUAUUUUGUUCAGGAUUAUUUUGAUCAGUAUUAUUUUGUUCACUAUUAUUUUGUUCCGUAUUAUUUUGUUCAGAAUUUUUUUGUUCAGUAUUAUUUUGUUCAGUAUUAUUUUUUAUAUAUUUUUUUUUCUUCUCUUCUGAAUGGUUUUGUGAGAGACUAAUCCAGUGGUCAUUUUGCUACACAACCGACUUAAACAUUGGCCUGAAACCACCAAAUUUAAAGAUAAAUUAAAUAGGCUUGUUAAAUCAUGUUAUUCCUCAUUGAAUCUUACAGCCUCUGGUCUCCAGUUGUUCAACAUCCAGCCAGCCAACAUAGUCCUUGGCAUUACACCCCGAUUAGACCUGAAAUGCUCCUUUACUUUUGGAGCGGGCGACAAUGUCUCCACUCUUGUCUCGCUCUUCAUAUCACGCUCCAAUGACCCGGAAUACACGGUGUACCAGGAAAUCGCGUCAAUCAACACAUUUUCUGGCCAUCUUGUCGACAUCAGCCACGGCAACGCGAGCCUUUCCGGCGUCAUCAACAACGGCAGCGGAGAAUCUUUCAUCUCCAUGCAAUGGAGGUUCCCAGGACUGCAGGAAACGGGGCUCUACAAGUGUGUGGCCAACGGCAUGGACGCUGCAGGACACCCUCUGAGCGUGACGUCUAUAAGCGAAGUCACGAGUGAACAGCCAACUAUGAGUUCUAUGAUUGAGGCCAUCCGAAAUCUCGAAAUAAACACGGCUCGUGCGUUGGACAACAUUUGCAUAUCAGGUAUUCACGCAUUUUACUGAAUAAAUAAACAAACAAUAAUAUACUUCUUCAGUAGAACAGUAGAACAGUUACAAAUCAUUUUUACGAAACAGGUUCGGGAUAAAAGACAUCAACUGCGAAUGCAAAGAACUUUUCUAUUUAAACCUUAUUAAAUUCUGUUUCUAUUUUGAGCCUCUUUAAAUGAUGAUGAUUUAUAUAAUAUCGCUUGUCUUAACAACCAAAAAAAAAAAAAAGCAACGUUUUUGGUUUGUUAAAAAUUAUUAAGGAACAAAAUUGUAUAAAGUUAUAGUCUUUCUGAAUUGUUAUUAUUUUUAAUCCAGAUUGCUGGCAGAAUCGUCUGGAUCAGAUGAAACAAGCGAGAUUUACCGUGUCAACUCUCUAUAAAGGUCGGAGAUAUCUUUUGUCGAAAUUCGACCGUGGUGUUUCUUCCCCGUUGGCGGAGGAGUCGUGUGAACUGUACGGCGGUUAUUUGGCCGAGUUUGACGACAACGACGAACUCCUUUUCGUGCAAGGCUUCCUGAGGGCGAACAGCGACUCUGAUCACAAAAUGGUCAGAGUCGGGGGCACGGACGAGGGUCACGAGGGCACCUGGGUUUACCAGCGAAACAACAAGCCGAUGGCCUACACGAAAUGGGUACCAGGUGAGCCGGACGGCAAGUCUCACGCUGACUGCGUGUACCUGUGGGCGGACCACGAGUGGCUGAUGGACGAUACCCCAUGCAGUCUCUUUGACCCAUAUUACAUUGCACGAUACUUAUGUGAGGUACCAGAGUAAAAUGGAGAAAUUACCUUUUAUGAAUGUAUCAAAAGAAGUGUAGUUUAUCUCUAAUCUUGUAUAUUAAUGAAUAAACAGAUUGAACACCCUUUUCAUGUUUAAUUCAGUUGUCAAAGCAAUGAAAGCAAAACCUAAGAGUGGUAAGAAGUUUGGGAAGAAACAUAGAAUAACAUAUCAAUGAGACGGAUCCAUACAAAUGAGUCGGGCAAGGCCGUAGAUAUGUACUGGAGAGAGCAACAGACAUUUACUGGCAAGAGCCAUAGGCAUGGAAUUGAGGUCAGAGUCAUAGAUAGAGAUAGUCGGACAGAAUGAUAGGCAUGGACUGUACCAUAGGUUUGGUAUUGGACACUACCAUAUGCUUUGUAUUGGACAGUACCAUAGGCCUUUUUUUGGGGACAUGUUACGUACUGUUAUAAGGUUUCUACUUUGUAACUGGCGGUUGGUAUAAUAUUUAAAGAGUUCAUUUGUUUUAAAUUAGUUUUUAUAUAGAGGAACUAUGCGUAACAAAGGACUGAAGGAUCGGUAAGCGACAAGUACAGCCCUGCAACACAAUGUCGUGCAAUCCUCCAUGCAAAACGGAAAUAGAGACCGAUUUAAAGUCUCGGCCUCCCUACAUAUCCCUGAAGGUAGAGGAUUCGAGCUAUUUCAUGACACACUGAUUUUCUAGAGCAGAUUCCCAAAGUUCAAACUCUCCCACCCAAGGUCGACUGAGGCCAGAGGAAGGGAGGGAACCGUCACCGCCCGGUAAACACAGGUCAAAAAAGAAAUAAAAUGGCUGGGGAAAUGACGUACGCUGGAUUAGCGAAAAGUAUAUCAUCAAGUUAGGUGGCAAAUAUAAACAAGAAAAAUGAGUUUGGAAUUGGGGCAUAAUCAUAUUAAUCAUAGGUAUUGUUUUGACAGUCCCGUAGGCAUUACAUUAUUGCAGAAGCUUAGGCAUGAUAUUAGGUCAUAGCCCUGUGUUUUGCAUUGGAAACUGCCAUAGGCAUAGUUAUCAGGCAGAGCAAUUGACAUUGUUUUGGGUCAGAGCCAAAACCAUGGUAUUCUUGAAGAGCAAUCGCAACCGUAAUGCAAUGGGACAGGUGCAAAGAUAAGAUUAAUUUAUUGAUCGAAAUAAAAGGAAACGUUUUAAUUUUAAUCAAAUUUAUAUAUUUAUUUACACACACAUAAAUAAAUACACGUUUUAUAAACAAGACAACACUUUAUACAAUUACAACAAUUUUAACGCACAAGACGUUUAAAGUAUUUCUCUGGUUUAAAGUUAAGCCAUCAUGUAACACAAAUAACGUUGUUGGAUCAAAAGGUUGUCACCAAGUUUCGUAUUUGUUGGGGAAUUUCGUGGAAACGUCAGAGAUUUUAAAUGAGAUAUGAAAUAGAAUGAUAGCGGCCGCGUGAUCUUUUACAAUUAUCAUAUAUCGUAGACACACAGAGUUCAUUGUAUUGCGUUGUUGUAUCAACAUAUUUAAACAUUAUAUUUAGUUGUUUUUUUUUUAAAAGUAAACCCCAUCUUUUUUCUUAUUUUUUAACACGAAGACACCGAAUCGUUUAUACAAAAAAAAAAAAAAAAAAAACAAAAAACAAAAAAAACAAAAAAAAAAACCAAGACUCGUAUACGAGUUCAAAUGGUCAUCUUCUUGGUGCACAUAAUACUAUAAAAGCAAUACUAAGAUGUUUUCAGAUGGCUUAUACCACAUUAAAUCAUCGUGGUCUUACCCUCCCUUAGAGCAUUUGAGGAGGUAAUUCUUCCCUUGACGCAUUGAAGCAUCGGUUAUCUUAGCUUUGUUAACAUAGUAAACACAAACAGCUAGUAAACAAAAACCAGAAACACAUAGAUUGAUGUUUAUCAUAGAUACAGCUGAGUAACAAAACAAGACAAAAAAUGUUUAUUAUUUUCUAAUCAAACUAUAAUGACGAUGUUUGAGUAGAUUACUGCUACUUUAAUUAAUCUCAUUGUUUACGUUUCGUUGCUAUGUUAAACAAUCGCUAGAUAACUAAACAGUACACUGGAAAGAAAAUAUAAAGAAAACUUCAAGGAAAUAUAAAAGGAAAACCAAAGCUAUUGAACUGCAAAAUAAAAUUUAAAAGAAAAAAGUAAUUAUUCUACGGUUAUUUAUUUGGGCAUUUUUUGUAUAGCGCUGACCUUACAGCUCUAAGCAAUAUACAAUUAUUAAAAAUAUGUAAACUAUUUAAACUGCUAAAGUAAAAUAAAAAUGAAAAACCAGAGACACUAGAAUAGUAACUACAGUGUGAAAAAUGACUAUAGAAACAGUAGCUUAAACAUUAAAAUGUCUAUAAAAACGAGUAUAUGUUGGCACGUUUUGGCCUAUACUACAGGAUCAACUCGAGACAGAAAUGACAACAUAAAUAAAAAUAUAUCAUUUAGUACUGUGUAUCCCAAAGUGGUUUUUCCGCAGAAAAGCUCCGGUCCACGACGAGCCUUAAGUUUCCGGUCCGCACAACGUGAGACAAGAAACUGGAUAAAAGAUAAAUAAAGUUAAAAAGCAAUUAAUUACAAAAUAUUUUUAAAAAAUUGUUUGUUGAAGACAUGCGAUUGCGUGAUGAAGACAUGCGAUUGCGUGUUGAAGACAUGCGAUUGUGUGUGGAAGACAUGCGAUAUUGUGUUGAAGGCAUGCGAUUCUGUGUUGAAGACAUAAAAUUGCCCUAAAUCAAUUCUCGCUAUAUUAUAUACAGCUUGUUUAUAGACGCUUCAAAUGUCCGCAAACACAGUUGGUAACAACAAAGAAGUUUACUUACUUCAGAUUAUCUUUCGUAUGAAAAAAAAGAAAUUAUAUCUGGACACUUAUCUCAACUCUUUAUCACACUGCUACGAAACUCUGUCUCACUCAGCUCGAAUCUUCUUCUUGGUCAACCGAUCGCGUCGAAAAAAACACGUUAAGUAAAAGGGUAAGACUUCAGUCUAGAUUACUUUUUAACUUUCCCAAACGCAUAUCAUUGUGUUUGAUAAUCACCAUAGUGUAUAGCUACUGAUUAUGGAUUUGUUAUCUUUUGGUAUAAAACAACAUCUGACAGGGGGCGUCAUCGAUGCAAAGGGAAAAAAAAGAUGGCUAAUUUCAUGUUAGGUGCAGCAGCUCUGCUGAUUUUCUCUUAUUCAGGUAUCUGUGUUUUUUCUUCUCGUUAAUAUAAAGUUACAAUGUUUUAACGUGACAAUUGGUGCCGCAUUAACCUAAAGGCAAUUAAGGCACGCGCUUUGGGGUGGGGGGGGGGGCACUCGAGGGAUAGUUGUCAUGGGAUGAUGAGAGGAAAGAUGAUAGAAAGAAAUCAUUUUACAUUUUCAACGUUUGACAAAGGAGUUGGCUGGAAUUGUCCACAUGGUAAUAAAAAACAAGUUUACAAUGUUUUAACGUGACAAUUGGUGCCGCAUUAACCUAAAGGCAAUUAAGGCACGCGCUUUGGGGUGGGGGGGGGGGCACUCGAGUGAUAGUUGUCAUGUGAUGAUGAGAGGAAAGAUGAUAGAAAGAAAUCAUUUUACAUUUUCAACGUUUGACAAAGGAGUUGGCUGGAAUUGUCCACAUGGUAAUAAAAAACAAGUUGAAACGGGAUAAUAAAAUUAAAAACAAGGAAUUCGCUCGUAAAAAAAUUCCAAUGCAUCGGCACUGCAGGAAAAUGAUAAUUUUGAAGAUAAACUGUUAAUUCGGUAAUUUUAUGCAGAAAAUCUUGAGUGGCCCCAAAAAUUCAACUGCCUAGGGGCCCCCGGACGAUUUAGUCCGGCACUGUUUACAAUGUUAAUUAGUUUCGCAUAAACUUUCAGAUUAACAGACCCUAAUUAGUCACACAAAAAUGCAUCUGAAAAAAUUAAACUUUGUUUAAAUAGAUUUGAUAUAAUUAAAUACACAUGUAAGAAAUUCUUUUUGAAAAUAAUAAAGAAUGAAACAAUUCAUAAAAUAAUUCACAAAUACACAAUUUUUACAGAAUAUUUUUUUUAAUAAAACAAUUAAUCGUCAAAAUUUUGUCUUAAAAAAUCAGCUACCGGACUUCAGUUCGACGUCCAACCCACAAAGAUUGAAAUAGGUCUUUCUACACGCUUUGACAUCGUCUGUUCUUUUAACCAUGGAACUGACAAUGAGAUGUCCAGCUUGGUGUCGCUCAUUGUAUCCCGCUCUAAGGACACCACAAACGUGGGUUAUCGUGAGCUAGCUUCCAUCGACGCAUUUUCUGGUCGUGUGACUGACUUGGUCCAAGGCAACGCUACCCUUUCCGGUGCCGUCAACAACAUGGGGGUGUCCUACCUCAGGCUGGAGUGGAAGUUCCCGGACGACGAGGUGUCGGGUCUCUACAGGUGUGUCGCCAACGGCAUUGACGAAACAGGACACCCCAUCAGUGUCAUGUCCACAAGUCUGGUUACAAGUGAGAUCCCGGGUACCAGACAGUUGGUGCAAGUGGUCCGUAAUGUCUUGCUCAACAUGGACUACGCUUUGGAAAACAUGUGUAUAUCAGGUAGAGAAAAAUCUAUUUUUAGAUGAUAAAUCUGCAUCAAUCAGUGUCAAGUAAUGUUACUUACCGUAUUCCGGUGUUACAAAUAUAAUCUUCUUUAAGAUUUAUCUCGUUAGAUUACUAACACGUAACGGAGAACUGAAAAAAACUAUAGACAACGAAAAACGAUACCAAAGCAAACAAUAGAUGAUUUAAUUAUACGGUGCUGUGUGAAAAAGAUAACACUAGCCAGGUACAAACAUUUGUACACACGCAUAAUCACAACUCAUGUCAGUCUUCUAAAGCUGCAGAAAGUCUUGUAAGUCUCAUAAGUCUGACGGUCACAGUCACCGUCGUAUUUAUUGUGAUGAGGUCAGAAAUCCACCCAGAACAGAAUUUAGAAAUUCCAUCGUCGCAGAGGAUUUCUUGCCUCUACGUAGAAAUUCUAAACAAGCGUUCCCAAUAAAGGGUGGUUUUGAGGGGGGGGGGGUGGGGGUGGUAGCACGUGUAUCCAAGUUAUUUUGUGACUUCAGUAACAAACAAAAAAAGUUGGGGGGGCGGGGCGGAUGUAAGUGUGUAAUGCCACGGUUCCACAUGAUGCAAGGUGAAUAAAACUAGGUCAAUUCGCAGAGGAUUUCUUGCCUCUACGUAGAAAUUCUAAACAAGCGUUCCCAAUAAAGGGUGGUUUUGAGGGGGGGGGGGGUGGGGGUGGUAGCACGUGUAUCCAAGUUAUUUUGCGACUUCAGUAACAAACAAAAAAAGUUGGGGGGGCGGGGCGGAUGUAAGUGUGUCAUGCCACGGUUCCACAUGAUGCAAGGUGAAUAAAACUAGGUCAACACACACGCUAUAACAGACGAGUGUAUACUUUCACUUGUAAUCUCUAAUUUAAAACUGCUUUGAAGUUGUUAUCUAUUCAAUAUGUUCAAUAGGAAAAAAAUAACAAAUGACCUGAACUUAUGUGUAUUUUGGAAUUUAACAUAAAGAUAUAAAUAUAUUAUUGGCAUAGGUUUCUGAAGUAAACAUGAUUUCAACAAUGGGAGUCUGUGGUGACGUAGGCUAGGCAAGUUCAUAAUAAACCAAAGCUUUCGAAAUCUGAAAAUCAAAUAACUAGAUGUAGAUGUUUUUUUUUGAGAAUCAAACCCGAAUAGAAAACUAUAAAAUUAAAUCUUCUCAAUAGUCUAAACAAUGAGCCAAAACAAUUUUUUUUGGAAUAGCUUACACGAAAAGAUUUAAAGACAAGUGUCUAGUAUUUCUUUCCGAUCGUAAAUGAGAUCAUCCAUCCAAGUGGCAUUAGAACCUAUUUAGGGCUUUGGCGUUGCUCCCAACUUCCUUCCACUCACACCUCGUCGAUCUGUUUUGUCGGAAUCAACACUGGUAGUCACCUAAAAUUUUUUCAGUAUACGUUUUUUUAGUAUAUGUUACCUUAAUUUUGUCAGUGUUUUGUAUAUUAUAAUGUGUACGGAAAUUCCACUGUAGUAUGCCAUAUUGAAGUUUGGACAUUGUCUUGUAUAUUGGGUUUAUUAAUGCUGAUUACGAUUCUUUUGGAAUUUUAUUCUUUGGUAAUUACAGUUUUAUGUGUCUGAGUAAGUAAUUCUCUUCCUCCAUAUUUAAUGAGUUCCCUAUGUAUGGGUAAAAUUUCUUAAAAAAUAUAGGUUUUAGUCCUCCAUUUGGUGGUUCAUAUUCUUCAUCAUGUCCAUUCUCAUCAUUUUAGUAGUCCUAAAAAUUUUCACCCCACCUCUCAAGUUCUUUACAAUUUUCCGUGAUUAAUUCUCCAUCUCUGCUCGCACACAUUUAGGGCAUUGGCCUGGCUCACCAUGUUCUUCCACUCCGACCUCACAUUCAUCCAUGUGGUGUUACAGAUCGUGUAAGCCUUUGGCCUGACUAACCACUUUCCUCUUCACAAUAGAAGAUCUGACGUGGUAUACUUUUUUUUAUAGGUACUAAAUAUUGGAUGUCAUUUUCGUGUAAGCUCAUUAUUUUUUGUAUGCUUAUUUUAUCUCUAAACUAUUCUAGGAUGUUGGCAGAGUCGGUUGGAACAGAUGAGAAAAGCGAGGUUUGAAAUAUCCUCUUUGUACAACGGUCACAGAUAUCUCUUGUCUAAAACUGCCAACCUUGCCUCCGUGGCUGUGGCCCAAGAAUCAUGUGAACUCUAUGGAGGUUACCUCGCUGAGAUUGAUGACGACUUCGAGCUGUUAUUUGUACAAAACUUUACUAAAUCAGCCCCAGGUAUCGACUAUACCAUGGUUUUAAUUGGAGGAACAGAUUAUGGUCACAAAAAUCAUUGGGUUUUUGAUCGCAAUCUAAGAAACGUCACCUACACCAAAUGGAUAGCCGGAAGGCCAUCAACUACUGCUAACUAUAAUUGUAUAUACCUAGCAGCACCUACUUGGGCAAUGUCCGAUUAUAUAUGCUUUGAAGUCACAAGAACAUAUAAUACUAGAUACAUAUGCGAGGUGCCUGAGGAAUGAAAGCUCAAGAAAUUGUGAUUUUUAAUGUGCAUACAAAUUUAAUUUAUCUAAUUUACUACAUUUUAAUUAUUUUUUUUAAAUCCUAUUUUUAAUGACAAUUUUUUUUUUCAAAAAUAUUUGUAUGUUCUAUUUUUGAUCAAUGGAAACAAAAAAUGAAUUAGAAACGAGAUGAAAAACAUUUGUGUCAGAAACUCUUUAUGGGGAAUCAGAAGCUUUAAAAAAAAUGUAUUUCCAAAUCUACGCUGUCUCUUGUUUAUCAAAUAAAGGAAGCAUCUAGCUAAGUGGUUCUUAACGUGGGUUCGAUCGAACCCCAGGGGUUCGGUGAGCCAGUCUCAGGGGUUCGGCGGAGGUCCCCCCCCAAAAAAAAAUCAGAAAAAAAAAUCAUAUUUUAUUUUUCCUAUAAAGAAGGUGUGGGUGAGUGCAGUCCCCUUAUAUAUCAUCCCUUAUUCUAUCCCCAGAAAAGCUUGUCGCAUUAAUUACAUAUUUUUUUGAUUCAAUUGAUCUAAUGUCUUUUAUGCCAAUAUAAGAUUUAUAAUAUAAUAAUAAAUACGAUAUUAUAUGUUUUUAUGACACCAGAGAAACACGUCUCUCCAUGUAAAUUUAGAGUGAAGCCUUUAAAAGCCAAAUAAAAUACAAGAUUAUAAUACUAGCAUUUCGUCAUUAAUUGCCUAAUAUUUUGAUAGUCGUUCUUUAUACAGGAAUUUAUCCCCCCAAAAAACUGGGAUAAGUGUGAAAAUGUUGACCCUACUUGUCUUAUAAUAAACUAAUGAUUAAAUUACCAAACAGAAUGGAGACGAAUGAUAUAUUUUUUGCACACCAGACACAUUCAACUAACAGAACUAUGACCUAGUUUAAUCAAGUAAAUCGUGCUCACGAAACUAACUGAUAUGAUAAUCUCCAAUUGGACUCGAUAAGUUAGCAUCUCCCAGUAACAUACACACUUUAAAACACUUUAUCUUCUGGCAGGUGUAUUAUAUUCAUAUAUAUUCAGUUUAAGAUAUACUGAUAUAUUAUAUGACUAUUAAGUAGCGGUAGAACAGACGUAAUCUGGUGUUUAUGUGUGUUUAGACAAACCAAGUUCAUUGAAACAUUUGUCUGCUAGUUGCGUUCCCUGUUUACGAUUGAUACACCUUUAUUUCAAUGGGUAUUUUGUUGUUUUUGUUGUUGAUCUGUCUGAUUGUACUGUUAAGGUGUCUAAGAAAGGGGUAUCGGGAAGGUGUCUGGUGGAGGUGUCUGGUGAAGGUGUCUGGUGAAGGUGUCUGAUGAAGGUGUCUGGUGAAAAUGUCUGGUAAAGGUGUCUGGUGAAGGAGUCUAGUGAAGUUGUGCAUUGAAGGUAUCUAGGGAAGGUGUCUAGUGAAGGUGUCUGGUGAAAGUGUCUGGUGAAGGUGUCUGGGGAAGGUGUCUGGUGAAGGUGUCUGGUAAAGUUGUUUGUUGAAGGAGUCUAGUGAAGUUGUGCAUUGAAGGUAUCUAGGGAAGGUGUCUAGUGAAGGUGUCUGUUGAAGGUGUCUUGUGAAGGUUUCUAGUGAAUGUCUCUAGGUAAGGGGUCUCGGGAAGCAGUCACGGAGACAUAUGCGAUAUGCCUUAGAGUUGCUGCUACAGGGGUUUGCCGAAGGCUCCCGAGUGAAAGUUUGGGACACGGGAGGGAAUAGGAUCAACAAGCCUCUCUCCCCCACCGAAAUUAAGUUAUAAAUCUAAAAAUGCGUGUAAGCAUUUUGGUGUUAUUCCUACCAGCGUUGAACACAUAUUAUUAAAUAAACGAAUUAAAAAAAAAACAAAAGAAAAUAUUUUCGCAAAAAAAAAGACAGUUUUCUCAUAAAAAAAUAAAUAUUUGUUUUUAAAUUAAAAAAAAAUAGCAAGAAACUAUGCAGUUUUCAUCAUAAUACAGCUGGAACUAAAUAUAAAUCAGUAAACUGAAAGUUUCGUUUGGAAUUUCAAACACAACUGCUAGAACUUUCUUCAGAUAAAUUACACAUGAAAAAAUAUAUGGCAGUUCUUAAAAAAAAGAUAUUUGUUGUACUUUAACAUAUUUUGAGGGUGAAACCCUAUAAAGGGUGAGUUCUUACAGAAAGAUGAGAACCUACGGAAAGAAGAGGCCCUAUAAAAGGUUGAGGUCCUAUUGAAGGGUGAGACCCUAUAGACGUGUGAGGUGCUUUAGUAAGAUGAGGUGCUAUAAAUGCGUGACCUGCUAUAGAAGGCUGAGGCACUCUAGAGGGCUGAGGCGCUAUAGAAGACUGAGGCGCUAUGAAAGGUGAGGCGUUAUAGAAGCGAGAGAUGUCAUAGAAGGCUGAGUCACUAUAAAUAAAUUGUCGCAUUAAAGAAGGGCGAGCUGCUAAAGAAGGCUGAUGCGCUAUAGAAGGCUGAUAUGCUAUCGAAGGCUGAGGCGCUAUAGAAGGCUGAGGUGCUAUAGAAGACUGAGAUGCUAUGAAAGGCUGUGGCGCUAAAGAAGGCUGAUAUGCUAUCGAAGGCUGAGGCGCUAUAGAAGGCUGAGGCGCUAUAGAAGACUGAGAUGCUAUGAAAGGCUGUGGCGCUAAAGAAGGCUGAUAUGCUAUCGAAGGCUGAGGCGCUAUAGAAGACUGAGAUGCUAUGAAAGGCUGUGGCGCUAAAGAAGGCUGAUAUGCUAUCGAAGGCUGAGGCGCUAUAGAAGGCUGAGGCGCUAUGAAAGGCUGUGGCGCUAUAGAAGGCUGAGGCGCUAUAGAAGGCUGAGAUGCUAUGAAAGGCUGUGGCGCUAUAGAAGACUGAGAUGCUAUGAAAGGCUGUGGCGCUAAAGAAGGCUGAUAUGCUAUCGAAGGCUGAGGCGCUAUAGAAGACUGAGAUGCUAUGAAAGGCUGUGGCGCUAAAGAAGGCUGAUAUGCUAUCGAAGGCUGAGGCGCUAUAGAAGGCUGAGGCGCUAUGAAAGGCUGUGGCGCUAUAGAAGGCCGAUAUGCUAUCGAAGGCUGAGGCACUAUAGAAAGGUGCGGCGUUAAAGACAGCGUGAGGCGCUAUAAAAUGAUGAGGCCCGAAAGAACAGUGAUGCCCUAUAAAAUAGUGAGGUGCUAUAAAUGGAUGAGGUGCUAUAGAUGGGUGGGGCGCUAUAGAUCGGUGAAGUUCUAUAGAUGGGUGAGGCCCUAUAGAAAGAUGAGACGCUAUGAAAGGGCAAGCUGCUUCAGAAGAGUGAGGCGGUAUAGAAAGGUGAGGCUCUAUAUAAAGGACAAGGUGCUAUAGAAAGUUGAGGUUUUUUACAGAAAGAGGAGGUGCUGUAUAACUGUAAAGCUCCAUAGAAGUGUGAGGCGCUAGAACACUGUCUAGUUUGAUGAUGCCUGAAGACGGCACUUCUUAUAGCAGCGGUGUUCAUUUGUUCGUCUUUUGCCGAGGUUUUGAAAUCCAACCUUAUUGUUUGUGUGCUAUCUUAAGAUGUUGACACUCAGCCACACGUCCAUCUUCCCUGAGGAAUUUUGUCUUCCUAGCUAUAUGUAUUAUAUGUCUCGACCUGGGAUGGCUCUGGAUAAACAGAUUACAAAAUGCAAAGGUUGGAAAUGUUUGCCCCCCCCCCCACCUUACUUUUACAAUAUGGUUAAGUCUUUUAGGGAAAGAAAUUAUGCUCUAUUAACUAAACUUAACUAGUUUUUAGCUUUGAUUAUAUUACAUGUAUGUGCACGCCCCCUUCGAUCACAGUCAGAUAACAUUGAUAUCUUGUUAUAUAUACAAUCUUUACCGUAACAGUGGGCAGUUUCUUUUCCGUAAGAAGACAAUGAUGGAAACUUUAUUGUUGAUUUCGAUGACGUUACUUCUUUUUGCCUCUAAGGGUAUGUAUUUAAAAUAUAGUAGGUUUCAAAUGACACGUUUGAACUAAAAGCCAACAAAUUCAUUUUUGUUUGUGUGUGUUUUGUGGAAAUUCGUAUGUAUUAUCACGCGAUACCAGUAUAUCAAACUAUAUUUCAACUAUGUUUGGUUUUUCCGAAGCUAAGAUUCAAUGUUCGUGGAUGAUGCAAAAAUUUCGACAUCCUAAGGACCCCCGGGGGCCUUAGUCAGGCAAUUUUUACAAUAUUUUUUAGGUUUCCAUACACUUAGAAAUAAUUUCGACAAGAAAAAGUCGAAAUAAUAAAAAAAAUCAGCCAAAAAAAAAAAAAAAAAAAAAAAAAAAAAAAAAAAAAAAAAAAAAAAAAAAAAAAAAUAAAGAAAAAAUUGAUAAAAAAAAAAAGAAAAAAAAAAAAAAAAAAAACCAAAAAAAAAAAAAAAAAAAAAAAAAAAAAAAAAAAUUAUUACAAAAAAAGUAAUUGCAUUUCAUGUUCUUCGUUUUUGAAAAAAACAAACAGCAACCGGACUUCAGUUCAACGUCCAACCGACUAAGAUUGAAAUAGGUCUCUCUACUCGCUUUGACAUCGUCUGUUCUUUCAACCACGGAACUGACAAUGAGUUGUCCAGCUUGGUUUCGCUCAUUGUAUCUCGCUCAAAAAACACAACAUAUGAGGAUUAUCGCGAGCUAGCUUCCGUUGAUGCGCUGUCUGGCCACGUGACGGUCAUGGUGCAGAGCAACGCAACCAUUUCCGGUGCCAUCAACAACCGCGGUGUGUCCUAUCUCAAGAUGGAGUGGAAAUUUCCGGACGACGAGGUGUCGGGUCUCUACAAAUGUCUCGCCAAUGGCGUAGACGGAAGUGGACAUCCCAUAGGUGUCGUGUCUACAAAUCAGGUUACAAGUGAGAUACCGGAUGUCAGACAGUUAGUAAACGUGGUCCACGAUGUCUUGAUUAACAUGGACUCCGCUUUAGGAAACAUGUGUAUAUCAGGUAUGUAAUAGUGUAUGAAAAAUAAAAUAUAUGAUAAAUCAGAACCAAUUGGUACAGAUGACGUAAGUACUUUUGCUAGUAAUAUUACAUUAAAAAUAUUUUAAAGGUGAUUCUCUACUCCAUAAUAUCGGCUAGGAAAAAUUAACAAAUUACCUAAGGUUAAUAUGAAUUUUUAAUUUAAUAUAAAUGUUUAAUUAUUUGUGGGGCUACAGCAUAUGUCUUUGUCCAGCCUCAUCAUCAUUUUUUUUCAAUAUAGACGACCACCUCUUCCUGUGUCGCAACAGCUCUAAAAAAGCUUUAGUCUGCCUCGCAACUUCCUUUCACUCCGAACUCCCAUCCAUCCUUGUUUCGCUACAGCCCGUUUAGAGAUUUAGCCUCACUCACCUCUUCCUUACACUUAUUCCUUUCAUCUCUAACUGUGUCGCUACAGCCCGUUUAGGGCUUUGGCCUGCCUCACCACUUUCUUCUACUCCUACCUCCCAACAAUCACACAUGUUGCUACAGUCCGUUUAGGGAUUUAGCCUACAUCACAACUUUCUUUCUUUAAUUCCUUCCACCCUUAAGUGUGUAGCCUCAUCCCUUAUAGAGCUUUGGCCUGCCUCACCACUUCCUUCCACUCAGACCUUCUAUCCAUCCCUGUGUAGCCACAUCCCUUAUUGAGCUUUGACCUGCCUAACCACUUCCUUCAACUCAAACUUCCCAUCAAACCUUGUGUAGCCACAUUCCGUAAAGAGCAUUGAUCUGCCUAACCACUUGCUUCCACUCAAUUCUCCCAUCCUCUCUUAUGUAGCCACAGCUCGUAUAGAGCUAUGGCCUGCCACACCGCUUCCUUCCAGUCAGACAAUAUUGAUGUUUCUUCUUUCCAUGCUUCGAUUCCAUGAUGCUGUACAUAUUUUUUCCAAAUCGUUAAGAAAUUGAAGUCAAAGUUUAUGUGUCUUGGUGUGUUGUUCCAUUCCUCCAUAUUUGAUAAGUUCUGCCGUGAUGAGAUUUUCUCCAUGGGCUUGUGGUUUAUCAGAGUUCAUUGCUUCCUUAGUUUCUUCCAAAAUUGGGGUCUGGGGGUUAUUAAAGCUUCUGGUUCUACAUAAUGUGGUUAAAUAUCAUUGUCUCGUCUAUUGGCUGCAAUAAGUUUUCCCUACAAAUAUCCAGCCCACCACUCCAAUACGUGACUUUUUCCAUAAUUAGUUCUCCACCUUUCCUCUACCCCAUUUGUGGUCUGGCGUGGCAUACAUUAUUUGUUUUACACGUAUGAGGUAUACGAUGUUAUGUCCAUUAAAGCUCAUAACUUUUAUGUAUGUUUAUUAUGUCUCUCAUCUAUUGCAGGAUGUUGGCAGAGCCGGUUGGAACAGAUGAGGAAAGCGAGGUUUGUAAUAUCCUCUUUGUACAAUGGCCACAGAUAUCUCUUGUCUAAAACUGCCAGCCUUGCCUCCGUUGCUGUGGCCCAAGAGUCGUGCGAACUCUAUGGAGGUUACCUCGCUGAGAUUUAUGACGAUUUUGAGCUGUUAUUUAUACAAAACUUUAUCAAAUCACCCCCAGGAAUCGACUAUACCAUGGUUUUAAUUGGAGGAACCGAUUAUGGUCACAAGAAUCAUUGGGUUUACGAUCGCAAUCAAAGAAACGUCACAUACACUAAAUGGAUUCCCGGGAAGCCAUCAACUACUGCUAACUAUAACUGCUUGUACCUAGCAGCACCUACAUGGGCGAUGUCCAACUAUAUAUGUUUUGAAGUCACAAGAACAUAUAAUACCAGAUACCUCUGUGAGGUACCCGAGGAAUGAAAGCUCAAGAAAUCAAGCAUUGGAAAGUCUAUACAUUGUUCUCCUUUCCUUAAAUAUAUAACUUGACAUUAAAAUGACUUAGAAAAUCAUUUUUGAUUUAGUCUCAAUAGAUAUUAUUUUUUAAAGUCAAGAUUGUACGUAUUAUUGAGCACACAAAAAACUUUUAAAUUAAUUGUGAUGUAAAAGAAAAAUAAAUACUAUUAUUUUUUACAGUAUGUGCCAAAAUUAAAUGUGCUGAAAUUUCCGCACCUUGAACGCGUCACAUCCAUUUGAUUUGUCAUCCGUGCACAUCUCUGGACGAUACGUGUUCUUAUGGGUUGUGAUUACGUGUUAUUGUGUAGUUGUGUUUAUUGAAACGAGUCUUUCAAAGCCGAAAAAACGCAUAGAUGAGUUAUCUCUUACUUCAGUGGCCUUGAAGGGGAACACGUUUGGUGGCACUUCCGAGACAUUAUUAAUACAACGGAGCCAAUUAACACGUUUAUGCUGUCUAUUGUUGUAAAAUUUCGAUCUUCUGAUAUUCAAAGGUAGAGGACAAAUUUUCACAUACAUUCCUAUAGCAUUUUGAAUCCAUGAUCAAAAGAAAAACUGUACCAAAGUAAAUAAUCCUGGCUCUCAUAAUAACUUCCUAUAAUGUGUUCCUUUUUUCCCCCUAUUAUGAAGACAUGGCGGCUGGAAUUAUGCAACGUAAGACAACCACAGUGUGUGCUGAAGAGGCGGGAGUGUCCGUGUUUGUCAUUACUGUAUGUUCUCAUUGUAAGUGAACAUUGGUGCUUUGAUUUCUAGCAAAAUUUGUAACCGCUGUAUUUUUAGGGUUUUCCUCUUAGUGGUUAAUGACAAACAAUAUUUUUUUGUGUUCAAAUUUAAUUUGAAAUAUAUUUUUUUUUUAAAAAGGAAGAAAAAAAAUAUGAUGUGCUACAAAACAAGAGACAGCAAUGAAUUAGAUAUGAAUUUAAAAAAACAUAUAAUUUGUCAAUAGUAUUCUAUGUUGGAAACUGAAGCUUUUUUAAUUCAUUCGUAAAUCUAUCCAGUGUCUUUAGUGUCACAUGAAGGAGGCAUCUCUAUAUGAAGGAUGCAUCUGUAGCUAAAGGGGGCAUUUCAAGCUGAAAAAGGCAUAUCUGGCUAAUCUAGCAUCUCUUUCUAAAGGUGGCAUCACUAGCUAAGAAGGCAUCUGUACCUGAAGCAGGCAUCUCAAGCUAAAGAAGGCAUCUCUAGUUAAGGAGGCAACUACCUAAAGGACUCACCCAGCUGAUUGGGGUAUCUUGCCAAAGGAGGCAUCUCUAGCUUAAGGAGAUACCUGUAAAUGAAGGAGUCAUCUCUAGCUGAAGGCGCAUCUCUAACUGAAGGAGGCAUGUCUAGCUGAAGCAGGCAUCUCUUGCUGUAGGCGGCAUCUCUAGAUGAAGGGGGUCAUCUAGCUGAAAUUUUCUUUUAUUAUCUUAUUUCUGUUCAAUCCUUAUUUUUGUUCUAGUCCCACUGUUUUCUCGACACGGCUUGAACUCAGACCUAGCACCCUUUAUUUUUCCCCCGACCAGCAUUUGAAAAUAGUCAAUGGUGUUACAUUAUUAUUAUUUUUUUUAAAAAAUCAAUUGAUCUACUGUACUUUCUGUCAAUUCUAGCAGAUAUUAUACGCCUUUAUUGUUUACGAGACACACAUCCAAACAAGUAAUUUUAGGGUGAAAUGUUCAAAGAUCCAAGAUUAUUAAUUCUGUGUUUGUUCAUUAAUUGCUUUUAUUUUAAACUAAUGUUAUUUAUAAUAAAGUUUCUAAAAAAAUUUGAAAAGUGUGAAAAAUGUCUCUCUAGCUCUCUUAUAAAAAACUAAUAAUGAAAUUAUCAAACAGAAACGAGAUAAAUGAUGUAUUUAGCAAACCAGACACAGUAAACAAACAGAACUAUGGACUUAGUUAAUCAAUUAAAAUAUGUUCUCAAAUCUAACUGAUAAGUUAAAUCUCCAUCUGAAUACGAUAAGCUAGCGUCUACCAGUUCAAUAAAAAAAAAAUCUAUUGAUACAUCUCAGUCUAAGAUAUAUUGAAAUGUGAUAUGAUUUUUAGUUUAUGUAAAACAGACAUAAUCUGUUUAUAUAUAUAUAUUUUUAAAUUUUAUUUUUUAACGUACCUAGUUCUUUAAAACAAUAAUCUACUAGUAGUGCUCAAUGAUUUACGAUUGAGACAUUGAUUUCAGUAGGGAAUGUGUGGGUGUUGUUCUGUAUGAUACCGCUGAGAUAUUUCAAGAAGAUGUCUCGGGAAGGUGUCUCAGGAAGAUAUCUAGGGAUGAUAUCUCGGGAAGAUAUUUCAGGAAGAUGUCUAGGGAAGAUAUCUCGGGAAGAGGACUCGGCAAGAUGUCUCGGAAGAUGACUUUGGAAGGUGUCUCAUGAAGGUGUCUCGGAAAGAUGUGUCGGGAAGAUGUCUCGGGAAUAUGUUUCGGGAAGAUAUCUCGGCGAAGUUUGCGAUCUGCCUCAUAUUUUGCGAAAAAUCUCAUCUCUCUCUUUAUGUUUUCUUGGGGAGCCAGAAUUAUCAAUUCAUUGAUCGUGGGCCCUCAGAAUAAAGAGGAAGAAGAUCGUUAAGCAGCUUACAAUCAGAGUUAAUUUUGAAGAUGUACUUAUCGUUGAAGAUGUACUUAUCGUUGAAGAUGUACUUAUCUUUGAAGAUGUACUUAUCGUUGAAGAUGUACUUAUCGUUGAAGAUGUACUUAUCGUUGAAGAUGUACUUAUCUUUGAUUUGUACUUAUCUUUGAAGAUGUACUUAUCUCUGAAGAUGUACUUAUCUUUGAAGAUGUACUUAUCUAUGAAGAUGUACUUAUCUCUGAAGAUGUACUUAUCUCUGAAGAUGUACUUAUCUUUGAAGAUGUACUUAUCUUUGAAGAUGUACUUAUUUUUGAAGAUGUGCCUAUGUGUUGAAGAGUAACCAUCCAAGGUUGGACAAGAUCCAGCAAACCAGAGUCAGGGUCGACUUAACGGGAAAGGGGGUCACAGGCCCAACAACUCCGCUAUAAACGUUUGAAGUAUUUUUAGAAAUGUAUUCGAAGCCGUGGAAGGAUCUAACACCAUUAUCAGGUGUUUUUUUUUAUUUUUUAUUUCCAGAUAAUUUUAUCGGGCUGGUGGGGGGCGCGGGGCAGGCAAGAUUAAGGCUGUACCAAUGAAAAAAAUAGGUGUGAUGAUACCAGCGCUCAGCUCACCCCAUCAGAUCAAAUAAAUAAUUUUCAUUCUGGUUGUGGCUCCUUUUAGGGUAUCCUUCUGGCCUCAGCAAAGUUUCGCCCCUGGAAUCUACACAAUUCAACAACAUCGACAGUGCGAAAGAAAAAAAAAAUCAUAUUGUUUUCAGUUCAAGUUCAAGAAAAUAAUUUUAAUCACUACAUUCCCUUGUCUUUUGUACAUAAAAAAAAUGAGCAAUUACUAUCAUUUUAAUCGAAGAGUUAUCAGAAAUCUAGGCCACUUAAGGCUACCGAAUGAAAGUGGUGUGGGGGGGGGUAGGGUAUGUGAAAUAGGGCUCAUCAAGUCUAUUCCCGGAAAUUUUUUUACUAUAUCAAAAUGCAGAUUAGCAUUUUGGUCUUUAGUCUAACAGAAUUCAACAUUUAUUUAUUAAUAAAAUAAUUGUCUGAAAACAUUCCCACACAAACAUACCAACAAACCCCUACCCCCCCCCCCCCCCCCCAUGCUUUCAUCAUUAUACAUUUUGAACUCAAAUGAAAACAUAUGUUAUAGAAAUUUCAUUAGGGAAAUUUAAUCAAUAAGAAACAUAAAUGAGACCUGUUGUAAAAAUAUUUGAAAUAAUUUAAGAAAAGUGUCUCUAAAAACCAAAUAUAUCUUUAUAAAUGACGAUUUAGUAAUCAAAAGAAAAAAAAAAUUUUUUUUUUUAAAAUUGCGCCCCCUCCAGCUUUAAAUCGAAUUAAAUUGCCAAAAUAUCUUUCCAUAUCUUUUAACAAGACUGUACUAUUAUUAAAAACUAAGAUCAAUACCUAUUGUACAAAGACCCACCCAUAGUCGCAACAACAAAAAAGACAAACAGCGCUGGACAGGAAUUAUUGAAAGGAUACCGGAUUGUAGAGCAGCAUAAAUGAUGUACAGGCAGAAACCUAGGGGCAGCCGUCUCACCGGUCGGCCAAGACUGAGAUGGAUGGACGAUGUAGAGAAGGAUUUACACCAGUUGGGCAUUCGCGUAUGGAGGCGGAAAGUCAUGCAUCGAUCCAUAUGGUAGGAUACGGUGGAGCAAGCCAGAGCCCUACAUGGACUGUAGCGCCACUGAUGAUGCUGAUAAUGUAACGUUUACAAUAUUGGCUGUAUUAUUCCCCUUGAAGCGCGAGUCCCUAUAGCAGAGUGAGUCGCUUGACAUUUUGCCCAUGCCCUUAAGAGGACACUUCCCAGAAUACCAGUUUUGAUUUAUUUGUCUCAUUAUUGCUAAGGUUUGAAACCCAACCUCCUUUUUUGCACGCUAUCUCAAGAUGUAGACACUGGGCCAUCCGGUCAUCCUUCAAUACGUAUUUUUAAAAAAAAUAGAAUAAUUUUUGUUUAAGUUUAUUUGUAUUUUCCUCUUUAUAUGUCUCGACCUGCGGUUGCUGGGGGUUAACAGCUUACGAAAUAAAAUUUGUGAAUAUAUGGGUCCACCCCCCCCCCCAAUUAUAUUUUAGCGACAUAAUUAAGUUAGUCUCAUUUAAAGAAAUUAUACUCUACUAGUUAACUUAACUUUUGAACUGAUUAUAUCGCAAUCACUGUACCCGCCCCCUUUAUGUUUAUAGUCAGAUAACAGAGACCGAUAUCUUGAUAUAUAUUCAAUGUUAACCGUAACAGUGGACAGUUUUUUUUUCUCCAUUAGAAGACAACGAUGGGCACUUUAAUGUUAGGUACGAUGGUGUUGCUGCUGUCUUCUUCCGGAGGUAUGUUUUUAAAAAUAGUAUGUUUCAAAUGGUACACAUUUAAGAACGGUUAGAAAUAAAUACAUUUCUUUAACAUUGGACGUGUUAGGGGUAUAGCAUGUGUGUCAGAUUACAACAAAGCUUACUGUAGCUUAGAAAGAGUUUGCGACUUCGCCGGUCAGCAUUUCUUUACAAAAUAUGUUAUAUUUAGAGGAGGCACAUUUCGAAAAACUUUCGACACUGUUCAUGGAAAGGGUGGGUGUGUAUCUAAAUGUUUGGCUCGCGAUCUGGUGGCUCCAUCCAUUGCUCCGCCAAAUAUUGUUAAACAUGGUAUCAUAAAAACUUAAACUAAAAAAAAAAAUCAGUUUAUCUACCUAUUUAUUCUAAUUAGACACCAAGACAGACAAAAAUAUCCAGUAGUUUUAGAGAAAACUCAGAUCAAAUGGACGACUAUGGCUGCUAGCGUCUAAUACAAGGUAAAUAUUAUAGUCCACAUUAAACCACUGGCACCCUCUGGCUCCCCCAGAGGCAGUUGGGCAGCUUAGGGCUAGUGAUGGCUGGGGCGGGCCAGGACUUUUGCCUCCCGAAGAAAUAACUCCGUAAUUGUGGAGAAUGAUGGCGAAAUAUACAUAUACAAAGCGCCAGCUGCCUAUUCAACACAACGUUAGCCAGUGCUUCUGGACUUCUAAUCCAGAUACGUAGUUAAGGGUGAGCAGUGGUCCGCCCCCAGAUGGCAAUCUCCUCUUGAUUUUGAGGGUCGGGUAUUUCGGCCAACCGCAAAUCUUUUGUCCUAUAAGGGGAGUGAGGGCGUCGAAAAUAUAAACCACCCCCGUGCGCUCCACUCCUAACGCCGCCACUGGUUUGUCCAUCUCUACCAAAAAAUAAAAUAAUUCUCAACAAAUACAUAUAUUGUAUUUUGAUAAAGUUUACAAGUAUAUUCUUAGAUGCCACUAUGUUACUAUGUUAAACAAUAUUUAACAGUAUUCACAUAUAUAUAUAUAUAUAUAUAUAUAUAUAUAUCUAUAUAUAUAUAUAUAUAUAUAUAUUUAUAUAUAUAUUUUUCUUUUAUAAAUAUAUAUUUAUAUACCAAUAUUUUUAUAUAUUAAAAAAUAUAUAUAAAUAUAUACAUAUAUAUAUAUAUAUAUAUAUAUAUAUAUAUCUAUAUAUAUAUAUAUAUAUAUAUAUUACUAAAUACAUUUGUCUUUUGAAUCUUACAGUUUCUGGACUCCAAUUCAGCGCACAGCCAAACAAUCUAGUCAUUGGAAUUACGCCUCAAUUAGACAUAAAAUGCUCUUUCAAUUUGGGAACGGACCCUCAAGUGUCCACUUUGGUCUCGCUCUUCAUAUCACGCUCCAUCGACCCGGAAAACAUUGCGUUCCAAGAGAUUGCGUCAAUCAACACAUUUUCUGGCCAUCUUGUCGACAUCAGCCACGGCAACGCGAGCGUUUCCGGCGUCAUCAACAACGGCAGCGGAGAAUCUUUCAUCUCCAUGCAAUGGAGGUUCCCAGGACAGCAGGAGACGGGGCUCUACAAGUGUGUGGCCAACGGCGUGGACGCUGCUGGACACCCUCUGAGCGUGACGUCGACAAGCGAAGUUACCAGUGAACAGCCCAGCAUCGGUACGAUGAUAGAGGCGAUCCGUGUUCUCAAUAUCAAAGCGAGUCAUGCUCUGGACAACAUUUGCAUAUCAGGUAUUCUCAAAUGAUACUAACAAGUCAUAUUAUACACCGUCUUAACAGAAGGGUCUUAUUACAACUCUUUCUUGCUAAUCACAUUCAAAAUAAUUCCGUAACAUAUUUCCAAUGACCCUUGGAACCGAUUACCUCAAUAUCAAAUAUGGCUAUUUUGAACGGUUUGAAUGUACAUAUUUGAACUUUUUCAUAACAUUAAACGAUAAGGCUGUUAAAGCUUUUUUUUUUGUUGAGAUAUAUUAUUAUUUUUACAGUUAUAUAAAGAAGAAAAGUUUUGUUUUCUUUUUACUUUUGAAAGUUUUUGUGUGUGUUGUUGCCGUUGCUUUUUUUUACAAUGAAAAAUUUAAACAUCUAUUGGCAUUGGUCACUCUUAUUUUCAGGUAUUAAAAGGUCAUUAUUUAUUAAAGUUAUAGAACACAUUAAAUAAUUCUUCUGUGGGGUACGUCCCUUUUUUUUGUUUUUUGUUAAACAGAGUAGCUUGCCCUUGGACUCCGACUUCUUUUUUUUGCUCAAAUUGGCUUGGUUUCAAAAUCAGGUUUCUUUUUUCUCAACUCGAUGUCAAUAUGUGGAGCAAGCUAAUUAAAACAGACCCAAUAUUAUAGAUAUUAAAACAUUUUCCUUUUAAAUUUUACUCUGAUCAAUUUCUCUCCUUUUGACUGACGGUAUCUUCAUCCAAUCCAUGUUUACUUACUUAAAUCAUGACAAACAGAAAUUAUAUGGAAACGGAACUUAUAUUACUUUGUCCUUUUUUAUCUCCAAAAUUUAAUCGUUUUUUUUUUCGUGUUCGCACCCCACUGGACGUACAUUUAGGUCUUGACAUAUUUGUAUCAUUAAAAUGUACACAAGAGAAUUAAUUUUUUUUUUUUUUAAAGUGUCUAAAGGGCGGCAUUCCCCUUGCUUGAAUUACUUCGCUCGUGCCCUUGAUCUGUGCUUGUGUUUUCUUCAAAUCCAUUAUUUAUUCAAUUUAAGUGAAUUUAAAUAACUAUUUAGGAAGAAUUAUCGUUGCUCUAAUUAUUCUUGCUUUCGUCUUUCGUUUAGUCCAGUGGUCGGCAAACUCAUUAGUCAAAAGUAGGCCAGAGGUCGGCAAACUCAUGAGUCAAAAGUAGUCCAGUGGUCGGCAAACUCAUAAGUCAAAAGUAGGCCAGUGGUCGGAAAACUCAUGAGUCAAAAGUAGUCCAGUGGUCGGCAAACUCAUUAGUCAAAAGUAGGCCAGAGGUCGGCAAACUCAUUAGUCAAAAGUAGUCCAGUGGUCGGAAAACUCAUGAGUCAAAAGUAGUCCAGUGGUCGGAAAACUCAUUAGUCAAAAGUAGGCCAGAGGUCGGCAAACUCAUGAGUCAAAAGUAGUCCAGUGGUCGGCAAACUCAUGAGUCAAAAGUAGUCCAGUGGUCGCCAAACUCAUUAGUCAAAAGUAGGCCAGAGGUUGGCAAACUCAUGAGUCAAAAGUAGGCCAGAGGUCGGCAAACUCAUGAGUCAAAAGUAGUCCAGUGGUCGGCAAACUCAUGAGUCAAAAGUAGGCCAGAGGUCGGCAAACUCAUUAGUCAAAAGUAGUCCAGUGGUCGGCAAACUCAUGAGUCAAAAGUAGUCCAGUGGUCGGCAAACUCAUGAGUCAAAAGUAGUCCAGUGGUCGGAAAACUCAUUAGUCAAAAGAGACAAAAAAUCAGCAGCAGAACGAUUAUAAUUUAUUUAUUUAAAAAAAAAAAAUUUUUUUGAGAGCCAAAUUUAUUUGAAAGAACCUGUCAAGAACCAUAUUUUUCGGAUUGAAAACGAUUUGCGGCAGACUGGCCGAUCCGCACUAAGGUCGCUAAAGAGCGCAUCCGGAUCGCGAGCCGCAAUUUACCGACCACUGGUUUAGUCAUAUCGGACGAAAUUUUGUUCCUAUAGAAACAUGUGGAAAGUAUCCAAUAUUUUUUUUGUUUAAAUAUACCCGGGCAACGGUCUGGAAACUUGAGACGGAUGUAAAGUAAAAAAAAAAAUAAUGGAAAGUGCUAUCAAAUAUUCGUUUUUAAUUGUUUACAAUUCGCAUUGACUACCAUGAUCUUAUAAAAUGCCAUGUAUCAUACAGACUUUAAAUUGAUUUUUUUUGUGUAACUUAGCUUGCUGCUUAUUGAAAAUGUGCGCCAAUCAAUAACUGCAAUCUUUAACUCAUACAAUUUUGGACCGCAUGGCUAAGACAACUGAUUUGAUAUCAAGCUAAGUUUUUCCAACACUAUUAAUUUAGACACACCUUGUUAUAAUAAUAAUUUUACUGCCCCUCCCCCCCCCCCUUCCCCCCCCCCCCCCGCCCCACUCUCAAUUUUUCUUUCAGAUUGCUGGCAGACCCGUCUAGAUCAGAUGAGUCACGCAAGAUUUGAUGUGUCAAAUGUCUACAAAGGGCGGAGAUAUCUUUUGUCCAAAUUCGAUCGUGGGGUUUCUUCUCCGUUGGCGGAGGAGUCGUGCGAACUGUACGGCGGUUAUUUGGCCGAGUUUGACGACAACGACGAACUACUUUUCGUGCAAGGCUUCCUGAGGGCGAACAGCGUCGCGGGUUAUAAAAUGGUCAGGGUCGGGGGCACGGACGAGGGCCACGAGGGCACCUGGGUGUACCAGCGAAACAACAAGCCGAUGGCCUUUACGAAAUGGAUGCCUGGGGAGCCCGACGGAAUACCCUUGGACGACUGCGUGUACCUGUGGUCCGACCACGAAUGGCUGAUGGACGAUAGCAGGUGUAGUUUUUAUGAUUCCAAUUACAAUCCACGGUACCUGUGCGAGGUACCAGUGUAGAGGAGAGAGUGAAUAAUAUCUGUCAUGUUUGUGCAAUGCAUCAAUAAAAGUUCAAUUGAUCGCAUGCGUUGUGGAAUCUUAAUUUUAACAUUAUAUAAUCGUCUUUUAAUGCUUACAAUGAAAUGCAGAUUAAAUUGAUCGCGGUGUUAUGUAAAUGGCAUGGUGUUUCGUGAAAUGGCAAUUUUGUCAAUUUUGAAGUUUUCAAGAUUUUGACUGAUUUUAGCCGGUUAUGUGUCUUUGUGUGACAUGAGCCGAUUAUUGUCAGACUGACAUCAGCCGUUCAUCGUCUUUGACUGAAGUGUGCAGUAAAUUGUGUUUGACUUGCAUGAGCCAUAUAGUGUCUUUGAUGUCGCAGUCAGAUAGCGUGAUACGGUUCUUCUGUGUCAUGUCGCAAUGUUUGUGACAUUACGCGACUGAACGAUGUUAUAUUUCUCCUAUUGCUUGUUCCCCUUUCAUCACGAAUUGAACUCAGCCACCCAUGACCGCCGCCCAUGACCGCCGCCCACGACCGCAUCCCAUGACCGAUACCGACAACAGCGACUUAUGACCGCGACUAAAUGUUGAUUAAAACCCAUUGUAUAAAAUUUCGGAAUAUUUUUAUUUUUGAGUAAGAAUGAAUAUUAUUUUUCGAUAUAGGAGUGAAUAUAUAUUUUGGAUAGAUAAUUAUUACAUUUUUUCCAGGAGUUCUGUUGCUGUAUUGUUUGUGAUAGAAGUUGUAGGUCUUUUGGGCACCUCUGUUUCAUUCUGAACAAAAGUUAUUAUUUAUUUUACACUUUAACUGUCGUGUAGACGAACCCUGUAAAUAAAUGAACCUGAAACUUU